Mustela erminea (ermine) is the source of this 3609-nucleotide messenger RNA. It is a transcript of the gene SLC38A12, whose product is annotated as transmembrane protein 104. NCBI's taxonomy places the organism in Eukaryota, Metazoa, Chordata, Mammalia, Carnivora, Mustelidae. The record is from RefSeq and is a predicted model, not a curated record. The coding region runs from base 210 to 1700 and encodes 496 amino acids. The transcript is spliced from 10 exons.
GGCAAGGUGGACUCCGGGCGCGGGCGCAUGCGCGCUGUGGGCGCUGGUGCGGGACAGCUGGAGCCGGCGGCGGCGGUGGAGGGGCCGGUGGCGCCGGCCGCGGCGGCCGGGAGCGAGCCGGAGUGCAGGGAGCCGCAGCAGCCGCUGCCCCAGCAGGGAAGGAACCUGAGGAAUCCCGGCUGCCCAGCGACCCUUCUUCACUUUUGGAAAUGGCCGGUGAAAUCACAGAGACUGGGGAGCUCUAUUCUCCCUACGUGGGGCUGGUGUACAUGUUCAACCUCAUCGUGGGCACAGGUGCGCUCACCAUGCCCAAGGCCUUUGCCACCGCGGGGUGGCUGGUCAGCCUGGUCCUGCUGGUGUUCCUGGGCUUCAUGAGCUUCGUGACGACUACCUUCGUGGUAGAGGCCAUGGCGGCAGCCAACGCUCAGCUCCACUGGAAGAGGAUGGAAAACCACCAGGAGGAGGAAGAUGACGACUCUUCCACGGCCUCCGACAGUGAUGUCCUUGUCCAGGACAACUAUGAGCGAGCAGAGAAACGGCCCAUCCUGUCAGUGCAGAGACGUGGAUCUCUGAACCUUUUUGAAAUCACAGACCGGGUGGAAAUGGGACAGAUGGCCUCCAUGUUCUUCAAUAAAGUGGGGGUCAACUUGUUCUAUUUCUGCAUCAUCACGUACCUGUACGGGGAUUUGGCCAUCUACGCUGCCGCCGUGCCCUUCUCCCUGAUGCAGGUGACCUGCAGCGCCACUAGUAACGAAUCCUGUGGCGUGGAGGCCGACAGCAAGCACAACGACACGGACCCGUGCUGGGGGCCCCUGCGCCGUGUGGACGCCUACCGCAUCUACCUGGCUGUCUUCACUCUCCUUCUUGGACCCUUCACCUUCUUCGACGUCCAGAAAACCAAGUACCUGCAAAUCCUGACCUCCCUGAUGAGAUGGGUUGCUUUCGCCAUCAUGAUCGUGCUGGCGCUGGUGCGCAUCGGGCACGGGCACCGGGAGGGGCACCCGCCCCUGGCUGACCUCUCCGGGGUCCGGAACCUGUUCGGCGUGUGCGUCUACUCCUUCAUGUGCCAGCACUCUCUGCCGUCCCUUGUCACGCCCGUGUCCUCCAAGCGCCGCCUCACGUGCCUGGUGUUCCUGGACUACGUGCUCAUCCUCGCCUUCUACGGCCUCCUCUGCUUCACGGCCAUCUUCUGCUUCCGCGGCGACAGCCUCAUGGACAUGUACACCCUCAACUUCGCGCGCUGUGACGUCGUGAGCUCGGCCGCCGUGCGCUUCUUCCUGGGCCUCUUCCCCGUCUUCACCAUCAGCACCAACUUCCCCAUCAUCGCCGUGACCCUCCGCAACAACUGGAAGACGCUCUUCCACCGCGAGGGGGGCACGUACCCCUGGGUCGUGGACCGCGUGGUGUUCCCCACCAUCACCCUGCUGCCCCCGGUGCUGGUGGCCUUCUGCACCCAUGACCUGGAGUCCCUGGUGGGCAUCACGGGGGCCUACGCGGGCACGGGCAUCCAGUAUGUCAUCCCCGCCUUCCUGGUCUACCACUGCCGCAAGGACACCCAGUUGACCUUGGGCUACGGGACGGUCAACAAGCAUAGGUCCCCUUUCCGCCACACCUUCUGGGUGGGCUUUGUGCUGCUCUGGGCUUUCUCCUGCUUCUUUUUCGUCACCGCCAACAUCGUCCUCAGCGAGACCAAGGCUUGAUGGCGGGAUGUGUCUGCUGGUAAGAGAGGUGGGGGCUCCCGUCUGGCGCCCCCGCUCACCUUCCCCCCUGCAGAGCCAAGAGCCAGCUCCUUGCCAGGGUUCCUUGGGGCAGGCGAGGCCAGACUCUGGGAGGGGACCCUCCACAUCUCCGGCUGGAGGGUCUUCUCCCCCCACAAACAGGAUUCUGCGCAGUCUGUGCUGCGCCUCACUCCCCAGGUGACCCUUCCCCGGGGCCGCCCUGCGUGGAGCUGGCCCCAGCCCACUGAGCUGUGCAGCCUGGGCACACGAAUGCCCCAGACUCCACUCUGGGCCACUGCUCUACGCACAGCCCGUACCAGACAAUCACCAGGCAGGCUCCUCCCCCGCCGGUGGGGACAGUGCUGGCACUGCCACUGUUUAUACCAGACACCACGUCCCCUCCUUUGUCCCAGCCCCUCGUGCAUCCUUGUCUGGGGAAUCUGCUCCACUAUUAGCCGCUGCCUCAGAGCCACUCCCAGGCCCUCACCCUGCUCCCCACGGGGAUUGCCAGGAACAGACAGGUCCCACCUUCCCCUCAGGCCUGGAGUAGGCCUGGCCAGCCCCUGUGACGAGAACAGGAAGUGCUGAUCGGCACCAGGUCCCUGGACUGUUGCUGUGCGGGCCCCUGCCGUGGCUGCCAACCUGUCCUGAGCUCCUGGGCCCCUAGUGACUCAGCCCAGGAGACGGUUUAAAGCCCAGAGCCUGUGAUCCCAGAGGGAUGCUCUGCUCUCCUGACUGCCGCAUGCGGCCCACAGGGUCUCCUGCCGUACAGGGGGCUGUGUGUAAGGACCACGGAAGGGACCCCUCCCCCAGCCGCCAUCACAGUGGCUUGGGAGCUCCCUCGGCGUGAGGCGGUGCGCAGGCACUGCUUCCCACCCCCUAAGAGGUCAGGCCUGUGGGCAGCCGCAGGCUUGGCUGUCCCCGCUCCCUCUCCAGUACGAACGGUGGCUCCCUUUGAGCCAGGCUGUGGGUGCUGUGGAGUGAGAUGGGGUACCAUUCUCACGGAAGGAGGGGUGGGUUUCUGGCCGCCUCGCCAGCUCUUCCGUGCUCCCACCCCUGUCACAAGCACGCAUGCGUCUGCUGGGCCAGCCUUCGUGGAAACCCAGGUGACUAGUGAACUCUGCAUUUUCAAUGUGCCUUCUGCUUCAGGACCUGGGGGUCCUUCCUGACCCUCCCUGGCGUGCCCCCAGCCCUGGGCCUGGCCCACCUGUCCUGGAGCCCAAAGCAGCUUGACCUGGAGCUGCCUGUCUGGGGUGGGGUCUCAGGUCCCCAACACCCCCCCCCCUUGAUUUCAGUGCCUUGCUCAGCCCACAUUUGGGAACCUUCAUAGCUUCCUGCACCGCGCGGUGUUCAUUCCUUGGACAGAGUGACCGCACUGGCUCUCCUGGGGCCCCUGGUGGUCUCGGAAGGAGAGGGAGGAAGACCUGGGAUAUGUAGGAACUGGGGAGUCCGUGCCCCCCGCCACGGCCUCCGUAGCUUGGGAGAGCCCGGGGCUGUGUGUGAUUGGCCGUGGUCUGCGUUCUCACUCUUGUCACGCAUCUUAGUCCGUCCCCAAGUAUUGUGAUUUUCCAUCCAUGGAAACAAGACCACCGUUCCCCAUCUGCCACGGCGGCUUCUUCCUGGGAGGCCCCAGUCCCCGGGGGGCAGAGCAGGGAGGGCUCCCGGGGGGUGGGGAAGGGCAGGCACUCAGUGGCCCUCCCUGGAGCUGCCCCGCUGCUGGCCAGAAACACAAAACAUCCAUACUUAGCCCUCCCCAGUUACAUCCCCUCUUGCUUAAGGGCAAAGCAAAUUAAGUCAUUCUGCCACCCCAGGCUCCAAACCAAAUAUUGGACGUGAAUUUAUUAGCAUUAUAAAGCCCAGGUUGAUUUAUAGGACAGUCUGGAGGAACACA